AUGAAAGCUGAUGAUAUAAUGAAAUUGCACAUCAAAGAGCAACCAAGGAAGAUUUCCUAUCUAGAUGAAACUAAUUCGAAACCACCUUCAGAACUAGCUAAAACAAAGGGUGCCCCUAAAAAGGUUAAACCGACACAAAGUGAUAACUCCACGAGACAAUCUCUUUCAUACUUUGAACAUGUUGACUCACACUUUCCGGAUUCUCCAACUCCAAAAUCCCAAAAGAGUGUUUUCAAGGAUGCUCGCAUUAUCAAACCAUCUACCUCACCACCAUCACCAAAAAUAUCCAUAAUGAAGAAAUGCUGCUUUUUUAUGCACAAAUACAUUGAGCGGGUUAAAAAUGUUGGAGGAGGCGACAACUGUGGUUUUCGAGCUGUUUCAGGUUUGUUUAAGAAGGGAGAUGAUGACUACCAAUUUGUAUGUUUUCAUCUUAUACAAAAGAUUAGGACACAUAGAGAAUCAUACAUAAAGCUAUACUUGAACAAAGCAAAUUACAAUGCAAUUCUCAAUGUUCUAGUUCCUUGUUUUAGUGGUACGGCUCCGUUCGAUAAAUGGAUGCGCUUGCCAAAAAUGAGACACCUUAUAACAAGUGCUUAUGAUAGGGUGUGUAUUGCUUUAACACGAUAUGGUUUCUCAGAAACAUUCCUUUCACUUAGGAGUAAGCCACCUCAAAACCCAUCUGAACACAUCAUAUGUAUAGGUUGGUUAUCAAAAACACAACAUUUUUCAUAUUUAUUUGUAAUCGGGAUGUCCUAUACCAUAGACAUCACUGGAGAGGAUGACACAUUUCACACAAGAUGUUGA
Molecule: messenger RNA, 804 nt
Organism: Vicia villosa (hairy vetch)
Lineage: Eukaryota; Viridiplantae; Streptophyta; Magnoliopsida; Fabales; Fabaceae
Exons: 1
Coding region: 1-804 (267 amino acids)
Source: RefSeq, a predicted model, not a curated record